Molecule: messenger RNA, 2213 nt
Organism: Glycine soja
Lineage: Eukaryota; Viridiplantae; Streptophyta; Magnoliopsida; Fabales; Fabaceae
Product: GDP-L-galactose phosphorylase 1-like
Exons: 7
Coding region: 488-1807 (439 amino acids)
Biological process (GO): glucose metabolic process
Cellular component (GO): cytoplasm
Molecular function (GO): GDP-D-glucose phosphorylase activity
Source: RefSeq, a predicted model, not a curated record
CGUCUCUCUUCUCUUAAGUCUUAUCUAUAAAAUAAGAAAGAAAGGAAGCUCAACCUCUCACAAACUCACACCACAUCCAUCUUUGCCUUCUGCAUGUUGGUUCUCUGUAAACAGAUACUGCAAAAGAAGAAUAAUAUUGAAUAUUUGGUUGGGUUGAAUCCCUGGGUUGAAGCGUUGCAGACAUCACGGCUAUUCUAAGAGUGUCUCGCUCUCUCAUUCAUGUCCCAACUGUACGACGGAGGACAGGUUGCGUAACUGCCACCAACCCUUCGCCGCACGGUGGGCGUGGUGCUUUGCCUUCUGAAGGUGGUAGCCCUUCAGACUUGCUCUUCUUAGCUGGUGGUGGUUCUGCUGUCUUCUAGCUUCUUCUUAACUCUUUUUUCUUUUUACUACUUUUAAGCUACCUUGUUUUCAAAAUAACAAAAACAAACACUUUCUUACUUCAUAAGAUCACCUUUUCUUCAUCUUCUACUUCUCCUUCACUAAAAUGAUGCUCAAAAUCAAGAGGGUUCCCACUGUCGUUUCCAACUUCCAAAAAGACGACGCUGCAGACUCUCCUCGUCCCGUCGGAGGUUGUGGUCGGAAUUGCCUCAAAGCUUGUUGCAUUCCAGAUGCAAAGCUGCCUUUGUAUGGUUUCAAGAAGGCUAAUAUUGGGAAGGAUUUGGCCCUGCAUGCAUGCGCCGGGGAGCCUCCCCUCGCAUUCCUCGACUCUCUUCUUCUUGGAGAGUGGGAAGAUCGCAUGCAGAGAGGACUUUUUCGCUAUGAUGUUACCGCCUGUGAAACCAAGGUGAUUCCUGGUGAAUAUGGUUUCGUUGCCCAGCUUAACGAGGGUCGUCACCUCAAGAAGAGGCCAACUGAGUUCCGAGUUGAUAAGGUCCUUCAACCCUUUGAUGAAAACAAAUUCAACUUUACCAAAGUCGGGCAAGAAGAGGUCCUCUUCCAAUUUGAAGCUAGCGAGGAUGGACAAGUCCAGUUCUUUCCAAAUGCUCCAGUUGAUGUUGACAAUUCUCCCAGCUUUGUUGCCAUCAAUGUCAGUCCUAUUGAGUAUGGGCAUGUUUUGCUGAUUCCGCGCAUAUUUGAGUGUUUGCCUCAAAGGAUUGACCGUGAGAGCUUCCUCCUUGCACUUCAGAUGGCAGUGGAAGCCGAUAAUCCUUAUUUUCGAUUGGGUUACAACAGCUUGGGUGCUUUUGCAACUAUCAACCAUCUUCACUUCCAGGCUUAUUAUUUGGCUCUGCCCUUCCCAAUUGAGAAGGCCCCCACUAAGAGAAUUGCAAGUGUAAAUGGUGGGGUGAAGAUAUCUGAACUGUUGAAGUAUCCGGUUAGAGGCUUUGUCUUUGAGGGCGGCGAAAUGCUGGAAGAUCUAUCAAACGUUGUUUCAGAUGCAUGUAUAUGUCUUCAGAACAACAACAUACCUUUCAAUGUUCUUAUCUCUGACUGUGGAAAGCAAGUGUAUCUGUUACCACAGUGUUAUGCAGAGAAACAAGCUCUUGGAGAAGUGAAUGCUGAGCUUCUUGACACCCAAGUGAAUCCUGCUGUGUGGGAAAUUAGUGGACACAUGGUUUUAAAGAGGAGGAAGGAUUAUGAUGAGGCGUCUGAAGGCAAUGCUUGGAGGCUUCUUGCUGAGGUGUCCCUUUCUCAAGAGAGGUUUCAAGAAGUCAAUGAUCUUGUUUUUGAAGCCAUUGGCUGUGGUGAAUUGGAGGAUGUCAAUGUUCAAAGUGUCAAAAAAGAAGUUGAUGCAGUCAGCACAAGCGAACACCCUACUGUGGUGGUGGUGGCUGGUUCACAAGAAUGUGUGGUUCUACAGUAACAAGGCUCUUGUAUUUUGAACAAAUUCAGAAAAUCUGCAGUGUUUUAAGAAUAAUUGCUGAAAUGUGUCACCGUUUAAGUCAUACUAUUGCCUUGUGCUUGAGCCUUAUGGUCGUGUGUGUUGAAUGUAUAUGCUUUUAUCUGCCUUUAUGACACUUUCAUGUGAAAGUACGAUAUAAUAACUGCUCAGCUGAGUAGUGUUGUUGGUAUUUUGGGGUCUGAUGUAUCAUAAUGCUUGACUUGACUGUCUAUCGUGGCUUUCAUGCUGCGAGAAAUAAUAAAUUCAGGUAACUGUUUGUCCUUGUAGUUGUAGUUCUUAAGGAUGAAAGUUUUCACUUGCUGUAUUUCUGGCUUCACUUUGUAAUAAAUGUUAUGUUUGUAUAUUAGUAAACGUUAAGGGUUAAGAA